Messenger RNA from Melampsora larici-populina 98AG31, 1050 nucleotides. RefSeq lists its product as uncharacterized. The transcript has 4 exons. Bases 1 to 1050 code for a protein of 349 amino acids. Lineage: Eukaryota; Fungi; Basidiomycota; Pucciniomycetes; Pucciniales; Melampsoraceae. The record is from RefSeq and is a predicted model, not a curated record.
AUGCCACCAAAACCAAGGGCCAGCCGGAAGCUUCCUUCAAGCAAUCGGAUCACUCGAAAGCAAGCCACCGAUUCUAGACCUGAAGAUAACACUGAUGAGCCAGCUGUGGUGGCACUGUCAAAGAAACGGAAAAAUCGACCAGUGGAACCAGAUGAAGAAGAAGGCUCCGAAGAAGCUCUUGAAGAGAUCGAUGUAUCAGGAAAGCGGUCGCGAACACGUCUCUUGGAGCUCCUUGACAAUCACAUCACCAAGAAGAAAGCAAGACAUUCAAAGAAAAAAACAGCAAAAAAACGGCCUCGUUCAGGUGUGGUUGAAAACAAACAUGUGACUGUUCGAUCUCCAGAAGUUACUUCUGAUACAAUUCCAAGUACCAAAGUCAACUACAACAAAUUUGACAAGCAUGAGCUGGUAGAGAUUUUGCGUGAUGUCGGCAUAGACGCUUCUGGAAUGGAAAAAGAUAGAUUGGUUGAAACUUGCGGAUUUUACAUAGAUCUUAGUGGAUCAACUGGCGAUAUCAUUGUGGAUGAGCCUUCGGACACGUUCAUCCCCAGCUUAGACACGGGCGACUUAGCCGAGACACUCCAAGUCAGCCGAGCCUCGACGAUCGCCCAGUCGGUUCUGGCUUUCCCGAAUCCAGACCCCAGGAGUUCUCUGGUCCGCCCGAGCUUCAAUGGGGUUGUCCGCCGGUUAUCCGGUGGCGGCAAGGAGAGAUCUGCCAAUUCUGCCAAUGCCAUGAUCCAUCUGAACUCAACAAGCCGUCAACAACGUCCCUCACCUUCGCCUCACGAGGCUAUGAUGAUGCCAAAUUUUAAACAGCCCUUCUCUCACAUGGCCUUGAGAAAGGCACUGACGAACCCAUACAUCAAUGCAGAGAUCACACGAGAUGAUUCUCACAAGAAUCGCGGGUUCAGAAAUAAGAUGAAAGAGAUUUCACGUGAGUGUGAAUCCCAUAUUGGGGAACACACUUUAUUGAUCAAUGAGAUCAAAUCAUCAGAAAGAAAGAAAACACCGCAUUGGGAAAAGUCGUACGACUUUUCCGAAGGCGCAUGA